Radiomyces spectabilis is the source of this 1920-nucleotide messenger RNA. Its product is annotated as major facilitator superfamily domain-containing protein. Gene Ontology annotation, biological process: transmembrane transport. NCBI's taxonomy places the organism in Eukaryota, Fungi, Mucoromycota, Mucoromycetes, Mucorales, Radiomycetaceae. The transcript is spliced from 6 exons. The coding region runs from base 123 to 1694 and encodes 523 amino acids. Gene Ontology annotation, molecular function: transmembrane transporter activity. The record is from RefSeq and is a predicted model, not a curated record.
CCUGGUUGACCGCACCUUUUUUUAUUCCGCCUUCCUUCCCUUUUUUUAUUUUUUUAAUAUCCUUUACAUCGUUACUGGUUCUAUUUCCUAUAAUAGUGCUGAUUAUCCUCUAAUUAUUACGCAUGUCAUCGCUGGACGAAGAACGUCAGCCGCUUUUACCGUCAACAAACAACGGAUCCGGUUGUUGUGCAACCAAGAAGUCCUGUUGCGCAUCAGGCAAAGGAUGCUGUUCAACGCAAAUGCGGCCACAAAGGUGCAACAUACCGACUACUGAUGAUGAUUACUGUCACUUGGCUGACGAACCCUGGGAAUAUAAAGCUGUGGCUUUGUCCUGUGCACUGUUUUUAGCAGUUGGCAGUCACUUUGCCGCCCACACGCUAGGCGCCACGAAGAACAUAUUAAAGAAAGAAUUUGAUAUCAGCAACUCACAAUAUGGUGUAAUCCAAUCGAGUGUAUCUGUAGUGAAUACCAUCCUGCCUGUUUUGGGUGGCAUUUUCAUUGACGCUUUUGGUACGAUUCCGGGCUCGAUUCUUACGACGGUUCUGGUGGCAUCAGGGAAUAUUCUUGUCGCCCUGUCUAUUUCGUCAAAAAAUUUACCCAUGAUGAUCAUUGGACGCGUGCUGUACGGCAUUGGCAGCGGUACUGUAGUGAUUGUGCAGGAAACUAUUCUCAGCCAAUGGUUCCGCGGCCGUAGUUUGGCAGCUGUUGUGGCUCUUAUGUUGACCGUGAGCCGAUUGGCGUCAUUUCUAGCUCAAGCAACGGUUGUCCCAAUUGCCCGUUGGACUGGUUGGUAUGGCUACGGAUUCUGGUUUUCUGCUAUGCUUUGCGUUUUCUCCCUGGUGGUGAAUCUUGUAUAUAUCAUAUUGUUACGCAGAGUAUCCAACCCAUCCGUCGAUUGCCAGAAGCGCGUUGAAGUCAUCAAGCGAAAGAAAUCGUUCAGUUGGUCCAAAUUACUGUUUUUACCUCACUCGUACUGGCUUAUUGCCAGUAUGGAAUUCCUUUUGGGCGGAGCUUGGGGAUGUUUUCUCCAUAUCAACAGUGAAUUUGUUAAAUUCCGUUUCGGAUUUGACGAUGCGCAUGCUGCCGCUACAGCCAGUGUAGCUCAAGUAUUACCUGUGGCCCUGAUGCCUAUUUUAGGAAUGUGCGUCGAUCGUUAUGGCAAACGAACAUGGAUGAUGAUCGGCAGCGGCAUGUCUCUUUUGAUCGCAAUGUUGCUUCUGGAAUUUACCAACAUACAUCCUAUCUUGGGAAUGCUGAUUUUUAGCGUGAGCUUGUCGUUGGGACCAGUUGGUCUUGUGUCAUCGGUACCUGUCAUCUUGCCUUUAUCACUGGUAGGCACGGGCAUGGGGCUCAUCAAAUCGGGAACCAACAUUGGCAGCGCUAUUUUCGAUAUCACCACAGGCUUGUUGCAAGAUGCAGAUCGCAAUAAGGGUUACAGCGGCGUGGUGCUUUUCUUUAUUGCUAUCGCAUCACUUUCCGUCUUGGCUGGUGUGGUGCUUAGUAUCCUUGAUCACAGCAUGUAUAACGACAUAUUGGAUCGGUCGGCAAGUCUCGCAGCGCGUAUCAACAAAGACAAGACCCAAAACGCGGCGCCUACGCUCGUCAAACUAAAAUCCAAUUAUUUUUACGCAACACUGUAUCUUUCACUGGCAGCUGUCAGCUGGAUGCUAUUCUUCCAUUUUGUGCUAUUCUAACGGAAUCCAAUGCUCCUUGCAUUCAUCUUACAUUGUUCUUCCUGCGUUGCAUUUUUUACGUCUCUCACCCUCCUCUCUUCCAUAUUUUUCCCCUUACGAUUCUUGUUAUUAUUUUAUACCAGUUGUGUAGAUAGAAUACCGUUGUGUUAUCACUAUUUGUUUUGUUAUUCAUUUAUAAAAUCUAGAAUAUCAUGUGGCCUGUCCAAUGUAUAAAUGUAGCACAAGU